Messenger RNA from Amoebophrya sp. A120, 5518 nucleotides. The record is from the annotation of a GenBank genome assembly. Lineage: Eukaryota; Dinophyceae; Syndiniales; Amoebophryaceae.
GCAAUCCAUUAUAGUCGUCUUACGUUUUGAGACAGAGAAUCGGAAAAACCUGCUAAUGCUAAUAGUACGACAUCUCCGAUAGUCGCAUUUACCGUCGAAGUUACCCGAACGAGCAGAAUCACAAAUUGUCGAUUCGAAGCGACCAUGCGUCCGCGUUCAUAUGUGUUGCUGCUGGCAGCUUUACUGCCAGGCACAGCCUCAGCCGUUGCCGAGACGUCUGGUGCCGCGAGCAGCGACCCAAGUCCUCCGGGAAAGAUGGAAGAGUCGGUCUCCUCGCCGAUGCCCCCGCAAAGGAACAUGGACAUGCAGAGGCGCCUGCUGGAAGAAUUGAAAAAGCGUCUCCCAACAACUCCGAAGCAAGAAACUUUGCCGAUGUGGGUGGUCAACAAAUCACCUACCAGCGUCGCAAUCCAGCGCUUAGUUCCCACGCCGUCGAGGACCUCGGUUGUUGAGAAGAAGGCAGAGGAAAAUGAGAAGCAGAAGAAGACUGCCGAGAAGUCUUCUUGGACCUGGGAAACACGCGUGAUUCCGGCUGCCGUUGGGAGAAGUGCGAUUUUUCGCGAGACGCAGCAGAUUAAGCCGAACGAGGUUAUGCGUUUGCUGGUGCCGAAAGAACGCACUGGAAAAGAAAACGCGCGAAUGAGAAGCAUCGUCCAGAACGACACAACGCAAAUCAAUUCUUCUGCUGCAGGAGCACUUUAUUCAUCGACGAGUGAAAGUGGAGAUCCUGUCUCAGAAAAAGAAGAAGGGCAAGGGACGAUCCUGUCGCAGGUACUAAAUGCGACAAGACCUUCUCCUUUUCCACUGGCGACAGGAACCGUUCUCGAACCAAUGACACCUCCUGCGUCAACGCCGGGUCAAGAACAACAGGAAAAUUUGUUGCAGAUGUUUCCCUUUUCGCGGCGCAACAGCAGCCAUUUUCUUCUCGAAAUCCUGGAAAACGGCGUCGCACGGGUCAUGACGCUCGCCGACAUGUCUCGCGACGUGUACAUGACACACGCACGUCUGACCUCGGUCCACGAUUUCGCCCCGGGAAACGAAACUUCUGCGAAGGACGAGGCCGGAAGUGAUGAAGUAGAGCAGGAUAAGAAUGAAAUUAAUCCGCCAUACAUUUACCCAUCUGUUAACGCCGGCAAGAAAAACUCUAUUUCGCACGUGAUGAACAUCCUCAGGAAGGAACUCCAGAACAGCUCCAAGAAAAACCAAACUGCAGCAGAAGCGGAAAAGAAAUGCGAGGACCACGACGAAGAAGCACAACAAGCAGAAGAUGGCGAAGUACAAAGGCGAUCGUCAACAUCAAACAAGAACUCGGGGUCCUCACCAACUGGGGCAGGCGCAGGAAAUGGAACCGGUAAGAGUGAUGAUUUCAUUUCCACCGAGAACAAGACGGCCAGACCUCCACCGUCAAGCGAUUUUUUAUCUGCGUGGGCAAAAACAGCAAGAAACGGGGGAGCAAACGAAAGCAACGGGGAAUCAGUCAUACCCUCCCCAGCGAAGAAGGACGAAAUUAUUCCCGUACCAGCGCUGGGGAAAAAUACAAAAUCUUUGAUCUCAGCGGUGAUGAAGGACGAAAUCCCCAUACCGCUGUGGAAGCAGAAGCUGGACGAGGCAGAAGCAGCAAAUCAAGAUGUUCCUUUCGCAUUGCCAUCGUGGAUGGACGCGGUGCCCGAGCACCGGCUACAGGAAAUCGUGCGCCAUCUGGGCUGGCGGUUUUCCGCGAACCGGUCGACGGACUUUUUCAACAUGGAGCCAGGCGAGGGAACGUCCGACGGCGCCCCGAGCGACGACCUGGUUGUGUGGAACUUGAGUCCGGUGCCCUUCGAACUGGGCCUGAAAGACGGGUUAUUGAAGUACGUUGUCCCGGCAGAGACGAAUUUUACGAAAGCUUCUUCCAUGCACCGCAGUGAACGAAUCGGGAUGCUUAUCCUGAGUAAAAACGUCCCUACACCAGAGUCAGGAUGGGGAUUUUGCAACACAAACCUACGAGUUUUGGGAGUCACGCAUGACAAGUUGCACUCCGCAGUGUAGUGCAGGUUAGCAAGUGCAGCCGCGUCACAGAUUCAUCUGCUCAUCCUGUUCACAGCAUCACAAAUUCCAAAACAUGAUUGGAAAUGGCUCUCAUGGGGAUGCGCAUUACAAGUCUUCCUGUCUUUGCAAAUCUGCAUUACAAUUCUGGCGUGGGGACGUUUUUACUCAGGAUAAUGCUCCGCUUUUCGGCGUCGGCGGCGGGGUACGCCGGGAAAGAGAUGGUGUUGAGGCCGUUGCUGAGUCCCAGGCUUGCCAAAGAACUGCCCUUCGAGUUGAAACCGCUGUCGUUUGUGUACCCGGGCGAAAUGUUGCUGGUGGUCAUCUUCGAGACCGCCCGGGAAUUUCACACCUACGACGCCGACGACGUGAAGGUCCACCUGGCGGACUCCGCUUUACGAGGCAACUGCACGAUGCGGGCGUCGGAAGCGUUACGCAGGUCCAACAUCUCCGUCCCGGUGACUCGGCUGGACGACCAAGUGACGGUAUGCAGAGAAAAAAGAGCUGUCACAGUUUUUACACAUUGUGUAGUUGAUGCGAGGCAAGCAAGAAAGGCGACCUCUCUCCUAUGCCCCAAAAGCGUAGGAAUCUCGUUUCAUGCAUGUCUUCCCUUCGGAUCUCUGCAUUACCCUGCAGACCAAAUCUGUGUUGCUGAGUCUGCUAUAUUUGUGUAACUGUAACACACACUUUUUUUGCUUGGAUAGAACGAAGUAAAUACAUCCUCUGUGAUCAACACAACCUCGACCUCCGGGGACGAAGCAGCAGACGAUGCGACCGUUGAGAACAAGACGGAAGAAAUUCAAACUGCAUCUCUUCCCAAAAAUAGUUCUUUCGUUUUGGCUCGCGAAGCAAGCCCGCGCGACCUGUUGUGGGCGGAGCACCGAUUGUUCCAUUCGAGAAAGGCUCUCGCGCGGGGCGAGAUGCAGCCGAACGUGUUUAACCGGUGUUUAGUAAAAAGUGCGACGAUUCCGGGGCGGCCGAACUACAUCAUGCCCCCGCGGUUCUCCUGGCGUUGGUGGUUCCAAAUGUGGGCGCUGAACCCCUAUUUUCACCUGUGCACGCAAACCCCCGACUCCGAGUUCGUGCGGAGCUUUUCCCUGAAGUUGAGCGGAGAAUCGGCGUGGUUCGACCGCGUCUAUCCGGAGCAGAGCCAGCCCGCCGCCGAGGACGACCUUGCGACUCUGUGGGCCAAGUCCAACAUGAAACAGGGUGAGCUGACUGUGCGCGUCCUUCGCGAGGGCCCCGCGUCCGUGGUUGUUGUGGAGGACUUGGUGAGCGAGGCAGAGUGCCAGACGCUGCGGGAGCACGCGUUGAUCGGCGGUCCCCUGAAGCCAGCGGUGGUGAUGAAGGGUACCGGCGCGACGAGGCACACCCUGGACAAAAGCCGGCGGACUUUGGCGAGUCAGAUGUGCCUCGGCGCCUCUAUGAAAGAACAAUCACACUGCCUGAUGCAGGGGUCGGGUUUGAGCAACAGUAGUACUAAAGAAAACAGGAACUACACUUUAUCAAAUGUAAAAAUGUCUGGGUCUGGAAGAGUCCUGCUGUUUCUGCAUGACACGGAAGGUCUUGCAUGGAAGCUCUAGCAUCACAGGUUUCGAGAAGCUUCCGCAAUGCCGAAUCCGCAUGACAAAUCCCCCACUUUGGUGACAGAAAGUGAGCAGCUUUUGCUGCCUAUGCAUCAGAGAAUUUUGUGUGUUCUGAAAUGCGCAUCACAAGUUACAUCCUUCCAGACCCAGACAUUUUUACACUUGAUACACGUCGUACCAAAGCCAUCCCACGGACGCGACCUUCGUCUCCGUGCGUACCGUGCGGAAAAAUCCCCCCUCCCCAUAUUGAAAAUGUAUGUUCCUAAAAAUUUGUGAUGCUUAUUUGUGACCACAAAUCCUGCCUCUCUUGCAAGAAGGCAAAUGCAAAGAAUUCGCCGCCUUAUGGAGGCGAUUUGUAAUGCUGUUUCACGUACAUGAACAUGGCGGGCCUCUAUCAUGCUAAGUGCCUACAACAAAACACCCCUACGCAGGCUGAGGCUUUGCCCCCUGUAGUGCCUCACUGCAAGACAGGGCUGAUUUGUGUACCCAAAUCGAGAAUCAGAAGUCUCGUCUUGAUAUGGGGUGGGGGGAUUUUUCCUUCUGAUAGUGCGCGAGCGUUUGUUCGAGGCCGCGCGGAGGCUGACCGGGCAGGGCGACCUGUGGUCCCCGGGCCAGGAGCCGUUGCAGUACCUCAACUACCCCUACGGAGUUCUCAAACGUUGCAUUCUUAGCUGCUACAUAGAUUUCUUUGUAAUGCAAGAAUGGCAAUAAAAGUGCUGUGCAAGGCGGAAGAUUGCGCCUUUUGCUUUACAAGUUUGGCGCAGACUUUGAUUUUCAUGCUACCAAUCUAGUGCGUCGAGAACCUGCCAGGCGAAGCAGCUUGAUCCUGUAGAGAAUGUAUUGCAAUUUUGCACCAUGACAAACUCAUGCAGCAGUUCAGAAUGUAACAGUUGAGAACGCCAUAACCCCGUCGGCUACGAGUACAAGCCGCACUGCGACGAGGAGCACUGCAACGAUGUGACGAACAAGACCGAUGCAGACAACCGCCCUUUCCAGCUGGCCCCCAUCCGUCGCGUCACCACCGCGCUGUUGUACUGCGACAUCCCGAAACGGGGCGGGGCGACCGUGUUUGUGAACGACCACCUGAAAUUCACGCCGAAGAAGAAGGGCAGUGUCAUGUUCUUCAAGUACAACCCGGACCCGGGACGCAACACGAGGCAUGCUGCGUGCCCGGUACUGGAGGGCGUGAAGACCACCGUGACGCAGUGGAUGCGAACCGGCUUGCAGCAGGAAAAGGACCCCACCAAGUUUUACCAGUUUCGCAGGGAUGGACACGGCAAAGAGGGGGCUACUUCUUCGCAGAAACAAGAACUGUAGUUAUUGAGUGAGGGCGGGGGCGCUUGGGGUUGGUCUUGCGUCCAAUGUAUGAUUUCUGUCCGAAUGAAUGGCGAUGGUGAGGCACGCCAUUUUACAAAACCUGUGACGAACAGAGCUUCUUGAUUUAAAUGUUUCGAGUUUCCUUACACUUCUGACACCGCCUUUCGCUGAUACGGUAUGCUACGAAUCAACAGCAGCGACCAGAGAUUCAACGACUUGAGAACUCUUGACGCGGAACGCCUAUCGAUACUCGUUGCUAUAUUCUUUCCUCUCGUCUUGAGAUGCUAGGUAUAGCGUUAGUGUCCUAUGAAGAAAGUAUUGAAUCUACUACGCCAACAAAUAAAACGAACCUGUCUAAGGUAUCAAAUGAACGAACAGACAACCAAGAGAGAACCAUGAUGUGUCGAUCUACCUACUCUUAUCAAAAGAAAAAUGAACAAAUGUACUUACGUGUACUACCCCCCAAGGCAAGUAAUAGGCAGAAACUAAACAGAUGGAUGUGAAGAUACUGUACAAAAAAAAAUCACGAAGGGAGGAGUCGCACGGACUGAAGCAAGUUGUUUUGAGCACUGAAGAAAACUAGUUUGGGC